Messenger RNA from Penaeus chinensis, 1576 nucleotides. RefSeq lists its product as uncharacterized. NCBI's taxonomy places the organism in Eukaryota, Metazoa, Arthropoda, Malacostraca, Decapoda, Penaeidae. The record is from RefSeq and is a predicted model, not a curated record. The transcript is spliced from 2 exons. The coding region runs from base 252 to 1088 and encodes 278 amino acids.
GUUUUGUCCUACUGUACACGUGUACGCGAUCUUAAAACACAGUACCUUAACGGGAACGCCAGCUUAUACUUCAGGAUUGCUCUAAUACCCAACUCUAUCUCUGGCUAGAAAGAGAGAGUGGCCCCACCUGUCUACUUACCCUGACGAAAGAGGUUGAUUUGAAGAGGUCAUACUGUCUCAACCUCGGUACUCAUUGCACAGGAUCCCUUGAACACCCUUGGCGAAAGAAGGUCAGCAGAAAUACUCAGAAGAUGCAAGAGGAAACGCUAGAGAUUUUCGGCCACUACUUAGGUGCUCCUCUUCCUUUUGUUAAUAUUGAGGUGAAAGGAGUUUUGGUUCACUUCCUGGUCGAUACCGGGUGUGUGAUAAGUGCGAUUACCAGAGAGCAGUUGGCCAUCUUGGGUUAUAAGGUGAGCGAGCUGGAGCGUGGAUUCGCCACACCUCCUCAGCUAGGGUACUUAUGGCUUGAUUAUAAAGUCAACAGCGUCGAGGGAGGCUUGAUCUUCGCCGUCCUCGAUGACUCCGAGAACCUGCUGGGUCGAGAUUUCCUGAUUGGCCAUUGCUGCAUCAUAGACUUGAACAGAGGCAGGCUGACUUUGCGAGACGAAUUUCAGUUCCAGGCUUGGGAGCCGCUGAAGACAACAGUGACCGUAGAAGGCACAGACGUGGAGAUGGAGAUCGACACCGGGACCGAGAGCAUCCUGAGCGGCAGCCUGAGUCUGGCAAGGGAACUCAACUUGCCCUUAGAGCCUGUUCAGGGCAUGUCAGUCUCAGGGGUAGGAUUCAGUGGCGCGGUUCCAUACCAAGCCCGAAAUGUGUGCGCCAGGGCAUUCGGGCGAGAGAUGAGCAAUGCUUUUUACAUAGUGAACCCCAAAGAAACGCCGGAGGGACAGCAGGUUCCUUUGCUGGGGGCGCCUUUCUUCAUCGGGCUGGAGAUGCACCUGAAACGGGACGGGACGCUGGAGGUAAAGUUUCCCAAGGGAAGACCCAGCUGGAAGGGCAUCACCGAUCCAGUCGGGCCCGGAGAAGAGGGAGAGGCAGACUCCGACGAGGAACUUCCAGAGGCUUGUUACAAUGGCGCUUUUUGAUUCACCACUGCUUCGCCAGGCAGCAGCAUUACUUCCCCUUGCUCCAUCGCGUAACUCAGCCUGUAGUCUUCCGCCUCGACCUGUGAUUUGACUGACGGAUACGUGCUACUACUUCAACGGAAAUCUGCGACCUGGUACAACAACGCUGCGUUCAUGGAUUCGCGAGAAGGGAGAGAGAGAGAGAGAGAGAGAGAGAGAGAGAGAGAGAGGGGGGAGAGAGAGAGAGAGAGAGAGAGAGAGAGAGAGGAGGGGGGGAAGGAGAGAGAGAAUGGAAGGGGGGGGGUGCAGAUAAAUACAUACGGUAAAACAAAAUUGAAAUACACCAGUUUCGGAAUUUAUCUAGAUUUGCCCUUGUCUGUGUAAUGCCGGAAUAAGUGAAACAAAAGGACUGGAGUGAAAAUAACUCAAGAAAUAGGUGAUCUGUUGCCGAAUUGAAAAUUGGGAGAUAAAUACAUAAUGGAUACAGAUAAAUAAUAACAAACAGCAAA